Messenger RNA from Pseudo-nitzschia multistriata, 3194 nucleotides. The record is from the annotation of a GenBank genome assembly. Lineage: Eukaryota; Bacillariophyta; Bacillariophyceae; Bacillariales; Bacillariaceae.
GACAAGCGACCCGAAGUGUUCAUCCUCCUCGUUGCAUUCCAUCCACAGCCUUUCUCUCCUCAUUCCGCCUCUAUCUGUUGAGGAAWAGACGUAACGCAACGCAACAACAACAACCAUGGCAUCUUCGGAAGGCGGAACCUCGUUGUGGAAACACAUCGGCCUCCACGGCCAUUCCGUGGGAACCUUCGCGUGUACGGACGCCGGUAUCCAGUGGAAAUCGUCUCUGUACGGACGGGAGGAUACCGGUGGCCUAUCUGCUUCGACCCGAAACGUUCCGAAGGACAGCAUCGAGAAGGCGGGGUGGUCCGUCUUUGGCAAGAGCGGGCACCUGCGCCUGAACAUGGAGCCAAAGGAGGGCAGCAGCAACACCCAGCACGAGAUGCGCUUCGAUGGGUUUCCGGUUUCUGCCUACGAAACCAUGAAGGACAUCUUCCAGGCAAGCUACGGAAUAGAGCUUUUGAAGCUCAAUAUGAGCUCGGCUGGGACGCAAUACGGACGAUCCAAAAUAAGCGGGAAGAAACUGGUGUUUCGGCAUUGUGUUCUAGAGGACGCGGACGAAGAGGGCGAAGUAAGUUUUGCCUUUGAUAUUGUGUUCCGUCUGUGCCAGUUGACUUUCAAUGUUUUUCCCGCUGUUAGUGUUUUGUAUCGUAUCGUAUCGUAUCGUAUCGUACCGUACCGUAUCGUAUCUUGUUGCAUCGCAUCGGUUUGAUUUUUUGGCAUCCACAUCAGAGGAACGCAACUCACCCUGAUGCUAUUUUUUUGGCGUUACAUCCAACAAGGAAUUCGAGGUUCGAGACGGGGACGAAAUGAUGUCGCUUGACCUGACGGAGGUAUCACAGUGCGUCCUGCCGGGGAAUAACCGAAACGAGGUAGAGCUUCAAUUCCCCGAGUCGGAUGCCGUCGAAGCGAACAACGAUCAGUUAGUGAGCGUGCGGUUCUUCAUUCCACCCGAUCCAGAAGUAGACCCCUCGGACAAAACAAUCAAAUCUUCCGCCGAGCUACUUCAGCAGAGGAUUAUGCAAAUGGCUAAUAUUCGGAAGACAACCGGAGACGUCAUUGGUACGUAUUCAAGAUUGUGUACUGUAUGAGUUCCACGAAACUAUUUCUGCUAAGAGUUGGCGGUGUUCAAUGUUCUACCCUCACACGAUUGAUCUUUGAUCCYCGUCUAUAUUGUCCCGUUGUUCAACGAAUCUUCAGUCGAAUUCGAUUUGGAAAAGGGAAGCUUUCUUACUCCACGAGGACGAUACUCUAUUGAAUUAUGUAUGUAUCACAAAACACCACGGAACUUCUUGCGAGCUCAGUCUGUUGAAGCAAUCUAUAUGCUUUAUACAACAUGUUUUGAAAAAUUUAUCAURRUGUCGAUGUCUUAUUCUUCUUUUAAUUCGAUGCGAUUCUAUUCUUAUUCCUUCUCUCAUUCACGAACAGACGAACGAUUCUUUCGAAUGCGUGGACAAAAGUACGAUUACAAGAUCAAAUACGACGACAUAUCGAGAUUAUUUUUGCUCCCUAAGCCCGACGACGUCCACAUGGCAUUCGUUAUUGCGUUGGACAAACCGAUUCGCCAGGGUCAGCAGCGCUACCAGUAUUUGGUCCUUCAAACCAACAAGGAUCCGGACGAAGUAAGAGUCAAUCUCGACGAAGACACUCUCAAGAAAGAAUACGGGGAUGACUUACAGCCCAUCAUGAGAGGUUCUCUUUCUAACCUUGUGGCCAAGACUUUCAAGAUCAUUGCGAAGAAAAAGGUCUUUAUUCCUGGAAAGUUUUCAAACGCCAACCAGCAACCAUGCGUCAAAUGCGCUCUGCGAGCCAACGAAGGAUUGCUCUACCCAUUGGAAAAGCAAUUUGUUUUUAUCCACAAGCCACCCGUUUUAAUCCGUUUCAACGAGGUCGAAAGCGUGGAGUUCCAGCGCUACGCUGGCGGCCAAGGCUCCACACGGAACUUUGAUUUGUGCGUCAGUUUGAAGCCCAAUGCGCCCAGCGCAGGCAACCAACAGGAAUACGUUUUCUCCGGGGUAGAUCGAUCAGACUACGCCGGGCUAUACAACUUUUUGUCAACCAAAAAGAUWCGCAUCAAGAACCUCCAAGAAAUCGGCGGUGUACAGGAACAAGCAGUGCCCGUGUACAACGAGGACGAGAUAUAUGGUGGGCCGGACCACGAAAUGGAAGAAGAAUCUGAAGACGAAGACUACGACGAAGCGGCCGCCGCCGAAGACGCAGCAAACGAUAGCGACAGUGAUAUGGAUAGCGAAGAUGACGAUGACUUUGGUUCUGAAAUCGACGACGACCUCGAUUCGGACUUGGAAGAAGCCCGAGGUGGAAGCGGAUCAAAAUCGAAACGUAAGAGCAACGACGACGACCUCAUAGAGGAUGAUUUGCCAAAGAAGAAAAAGGGGAAAAAGAAAGUUGUCGAAACCAAGCCGGUAUCGAAGAAAUUAAAGAAGGAUCCAAACAAACCCAAACAAGUGACGACCGCAUUUAUGAUUUUUAGCAAUACCAACCGAGAACGGUUCAGAACUGAAAAUCCAGACUUGAACUUCGGAGAUUUGGCGAAAUUAAUUGGGAAAAAAUACAAAGAGUUGAGUAAGGAGGAGCUCGCCGAGCUAGAGAAAAAGGUAAGUUGUCGGUUUGCAUUUAGUAUCUUUUUAGAGCUGUUGAUGUGUUUUUUGUUGUUACUAAACUGUUUGACCCGGAACAUGACAACUCUUGUGAAUUUCAGGUUGAAAAGGACAAGCUGCGGUACGAACGUGAAAUGAAAAACUACACGCCAUCCGAAGAAUUGGAAGACAGCGAACCGAAGGGGAAACGGAAAGUAACGAAGAAGAAAAAAGACCCAAACGCUCCGAAGCGAGCGACAAGCGCCUUCUUUUUUUAUUCGACAAAGAUGCGCCCCAUUAUAAAGGAGGAGGAACCCGACAUCAAGUUUACCGACAUGGGGAAACGAAUCGGUGAAAAGUGGCGGGAACUGUCUUCCGAAGACAAGAAGGAAUUCGAGGCUAUGGCCGAGUUGGAUAAAGAACGGUACAAGAAAGAGAUGGCAAAGUAUGAAGCGAAAAAACAGGAGGAGGAAGACGGAAUGGACGAAGAUCAAGACGAUAGCGACGAUGACAGCGAUUAGACAAUUCCCUGAUGCUGAUGCAAACUGAACACAGUUUGUGGGACAAGCAGACGUUUUUGAAUGAAUGAUGCGGCAAAAA